AUGCGGCUGUUGCUGCUGCUGACGUUGGCGGUGCACGCUGCCCUUACGGUGCUGCCAAUUUCCGGUGCGUCGCCGAUGGCAACGCCGGAACCGAGCAAACUGAUCCCACCGGUGCACCAUCGGUGGAGCCGGUCGGAGUCGAUGGACCCGAACGGCCUGUACACCCUCGAGUGGCACGUGGACCAGAAGGACAUCGUUUUCACGGCCACCGCCAACACACGCGGCUUCAUGGGGCUCGGAUUUUCGCACCGCUCCGAGCACAUGGCCGGCUCGGAUCUGGUGCUCGUCUGGGUGGACGAUCGCACCGGCAAACCGAACGUACUGGACUGUCACGGAUCAAAGGACAACCAUCAUAUGCCGGUACAGGACGACACGCAAAACUACCACAUCGAGAGCGGAUUCCAGAACCUGACCCACACCAGUGUCACCUUCCGGCGGGCACUGGAGACUUGCGAUCCGCACGACAUUAUCAUUGGUGCCGAUACGAUGAAGGUGCUGUGGUCGUACGGUGACCGGGACCCGGUGGCCGGCAGUAUGAAAGGUCACAGCAAGAACCGGGGUGCCCGCUCGAUCCACUUUCUCGGCCCGAUGUUCCGCCGGCCCGCGGACCUGCGGGAAGAUCUGCGCCAGUGGGACGUCACGGUGAAAAACGUUUCCAUCGACGCGAGCAUGGACACACUGUACUGGUGCAAGAUCCUGAAAGCGCCCACCUUGCGCGAAAAACAUCACAUAAUCGGCUACGAGGCCCUACUAACCAAGGAAAGCUCCACCAAGCAACCGCUCGUGCACCACAUGACGCUCUUCGAGUGCUCGACCAAUUCGUACCCCGGCUCGGACCCGAACUCCUGGGACGUGUGGGUGAAGAGCAGUGGAGCCGUCUGCAACAGUAACCUGCUGACGCCCCGCGAUUGGGACUCGUGCAUCACUCCGGUGGCGACGUGGGGUGUCGGAGCGUCGGGCCAGUUCCUGCCCGAGCACAUAGGCAUCCCGAUCGGGGGCGAUAAGGGCGCCCCGAAGUACUACAUGCUCGAGGUGCACUACGACAAUCCGCGUGCCAAGCGCGUCCUGGACCAUUCCGGCUUCCGUAUCCACUACACACGCCACGUGCGUCAGCACGACGCGGGCAUGAUGAUCUCGGGCGUUUCCGUCUCCGACACGCAGAUGAUACCGCCCGGCCAGAAGCUGUACCGCAACGUGGGCAUCUGUGGCCCGUCCUGCACCGGUGCCGUGUUUCCCGCGGCCGGCGGUAUCAACAUUGUGUCCGCGGCACUCCACUCGCACGUGGCCGGGCGGAAGAUGAGCCUGCGGCACGUGCGCGACGGCAAGGAACUGCCGCGCAUCGUCGAGGACGAAAACUACAACCACAACUUCCAGCAGGUCCGGCAGCUGGAGAACGAAACCAAUGUGCUGCGGGGCGACUACCUGAUAACGGACUGUGCAUACGAGACCGUCGGCCGCCGGAGACCUACGUUGGGUGGGUACGCGACCAAACAGGAGAUGUGCUUGUCGUUCAUUACCUACUACCCGAAGAUCGAGCUGGCCGGGUGCUACAGCAUGACCCCGGUAAAGGAGUUCUUUGAAACGUUUGGUGUGUUCCAGUUCUACGCGAUGAACAUGACGGACGUCGAGAAUCUGUUCCUGUACAAUGGCAACAUUCUGGACCUGCUGCCGACGACCGUGUUUCCCAACUUUGCCCCCGGCGGGGACGUGGACGACGAGCAGAACCAGCUGGCGAUCCGGGCACUCCAGAACGCGAAGGAGUACAGUAUCGUCGAGGAAGAGGAGGACCUCCUGUACCGGGAAUCGAUCCUCAACAAGCUGAUCAUCUCCGAUCCGGUCGAGUUUCACGACCGCACGUUUCUGUCGCACCUGAAUCAGCUCCCGUGGGGGGAGCCGCUGUUCACGCGGCGCGUCGAGCAGAGCAUACUCACCGGGAAGCACAUGACUUUCUGCCGCGUGUCCAGUGACUCCAUUUCGGUGGCAUCGGAAAUUUUCAAAUAUCCCGUUUUCGAUACGUUCGUGAAGGCGCCCAGCCAGUGCCCGUACCAUCUGUUCAUGGAACUAUCGAACCACCAUACCUCGACGGCGGCUCGCCGGACGACGACGAUGUCCAGCACGAAGCUACUGAUCCUGGCGCUGCUCGUCAUCCUGCACCGACCGUUGACCUCGGCGACCCACUAA
Molecule: messenger RNA, 2181 nt
Organism: Anopheles cruzii
Lineage: Eukaryota; Metazoa; Arthropoda; Insecta; Diptera; Culicidae
Product: MOXD1 homolog 1
Exons: 6
Coding region: 1-2181 (726 amino acids)
Biological process (GO): norepinephrine biosynthetic process; dopamine catabolic process; octopamine biosynthetic process
Cellular component (GO): secretory granule membrane
Molecular function (GO): dopamine beta-monooxygenase activity; copper ion binding
Source: RefSeq, a predicted model, not a curated record